AUGAGCUAUCAGGAUAGCUUAUUACGACGGUUUGACGCCUUGAAGGCACAAGCCCAGGAUGCGAUAUGGGCCCUGACGAGCUGCGUCUGCAAACCAUCGGCGACGGUAAAGGUCAACGGUCGUACAUACAAAAUCGUCAAGGCGCUCGGCGAGGGAGGAUUCUCAUUUGUUUAUCUCGCGCAAGACGAAUCCACGGGACGAGAGUUUGCACUCAAGAAGAUUCGUGUCCACAACUCGGAGGGCGUCAAGGGCGCUAUGAGAGAAAUUGAAGCGUAUCGCAGAUUUAGGCAUCCCAAUAUUAUUCGCAUAUACGACUCUUCCGUGGUGCAGGAUCCCUCUGGAGAGGGCAAGAUUGUCUACCUUUUCCUUCCGCUUUACAAGCGUGGUAAUCUCCAAGAUGCUAUAAACGCCAACACCGUCAACAAUACCCGCUUCUCGGAAAAGGAAAUGCUCGUCCUCUUCAAAGGCACCUGCGAGGCCGUCCGAGCGAUGCACGACUACCACGUAUUGGUACCCAUCAACACGCCAGACUCGAACGCGCCCGUCACGCGUGCGCACCACUCUGCCCAAUCCUCGACGUCGACGAUCCGACCCGAGACAUUCCGCCCACAACCAUCCAAGCUCAAAGAUGGGUAUACCAACCCUUCGAACAUUGCAGAAGACGACGAUGAAGACGAGGAACCAGAAGAUGACCACUCGUUUCCUGAACCCGAAGGCGACACGGAUGGUGGAUACUCAUACGGCGGCUCCGUCCCGCUCGUCCCACCAAAGAACAAAAAGGGCACAAGUGCAAAAGGAAAGGGAAAGCCAGGAGUCGUAUUCGACGGUGACGAAGAGCUCGAACGACUCAAUGCGCAACAACCCUCGCACGAUGCAGGGUACGAUAGCGGGAGUGCGAAUGGAGAGGUGCCGCCUGGGAUGAAGCGCAUGCACGUGCCGUAUGCACAUAGGGAUAUCAAGCCCGGCAACGUCAUGCUCUCCGACGAGGGGAACCCGAUUCUCAUGGAUUUCGGGAGCACCGUCGUGGCGAGGAUGUACAUUGCGACGAGGAGUGAAGCUCUCACUCAACAGGACAUUGCAGCCGAGCAAAGCACAAUGACUUUCCGCGCUCCAGAGCUAUUCGACGUCAAAACGGGAGUAACAUUGGACGAAAAGGUGGACAUUUGGUCUCUCGGCUGCACGCUCUACGCGCUCGCGUAUAACCGCUCGCCAUUCGAAACGGCGGAACAAGCGGGUGGCUCCAUCGCAAUGGCGGCCAUGAACGGACAGUACAAGCAUCCGGCGGCAGCGGCAGGUGCCUACUCUCAGGGACUACGGGAUCUUAUCGACGCAUGCAUGGUCGUCGAUCCCGCCUCGCGUCCAGACAUUCAUCGUAUCCUCGAGAUUACUGACGGUGUCUUGAGGACGCUCGGGUAG
Messenger RNA from Serendipita indica DSM 11827, 1416 nucleotides. Lineage: Eukaryota; Fungi; Basidiomycota; Agaricomycetes; Sebacinales; Serendipitaceae. The record is from the annotation of a GenBank genome assembly.